AGAGCCCCAUGUCGAAGGCCACCAGCAGCCCGGCUCCUCCUCCCCGCUUCGCGCACGCACGCAAGAGCUCCGUAGGCUCGCGGUGAACAGGGCCGGCCGGCGGCAUCGCCAAACAUGGCGGAGAACCUCCUCUCCACGGCCGUGCACCGCACCAUGCCGGGGAACUACGUCCGGCCGGAGGCGCAGCGCCCGCGCCUCGCGGAGGUCGUCUCCGGCGCGCGCAUCCCCGUCGUCGACCUCACGAGCCCCGACCGCGCCGCGGUCGUCGCCGCAAUCGGCGGCGCCUGCCGCACGCACGGCUUCUUCCAGGUCCUGAACCACGGGAUAGACGCAGGACUGAUCGCGGAGGUGAUGGCCGUGGCGCGCGAGUUCUUCCGGCUCCCCGCGGAGGAGAAGGCGAAGCUGUACUCCGACGACCCGGCCAGGAAGAUUCGGCUGUCCACGAGUUUCAACGUGCGCAAGGAGACGGUGCACAACUGGCGCGACUACCUCCGGCUGCACUGCCAUCCCCUCGACCAGUUCGUGCCCGACUGGCCGUCCAACCCGCCCGACUUCAAGGAGACAAUGAGCAGCUACUGCAAGGAGGUCCGGGAGCUCGGGUUCCGGCUGUACGCGGUGAUCUCGGAGAGCCUGGGUCUGGAGCCGGGCUACAUGAAGGAGACGCUGGGCGAGCAGGAGCAGCACAUGGCCGUUAACUUCUACCCGCCGUGCCCCUCGCCGGAGCUCACCUACGGCCUCCCUGCCCACACCGACCCCAACGCGCUCACCAUCCUGCUCAUGGACCAGGACGUCGCCGGCCUGCAAGUCCUCCACGACGGCAAGUGGGUCGCCGUCAACCCGCAGCCCGGCGCGCUCAUCAUCAACAUCGGCGACCAGUUGCAGGCGCUGAGCAACGGGCAGUACCGGAGCGUGUGGCACCGGGCGGUGGUGAACUCGGACCGGGAGCGGCUGUCGGUGGCGUCGUUCCUGUGCCCGUGCAACGACGUGGAGCUGGGCCCCGCGCGGAAGCUCGUGACGGCGGAGACCCCCGCCGUGUACAGGAAUUACACGUACGACGAGUACUACAAGAAGUUCUGGAGCAGGAACCUGGACCAGGAGCACUGCCUCGAGCUCUUCAGGACCUGUUGAAAUGGGAUCAUUUUGUUUUGUUCCUGUGGAAUGUUCUGCAAAUAAGGUCGACUUUCUGCUCUGUUUGUUGCUGCAGAUCGAAAAGGAGUUUUGAAUACAAAAAAAUCACCCGAACUCGGACAAGAUCAUAUAGAAGUCAAAAGAAGUGUAGGAAUUCACAAAUGUUUACUACUAGUUUUGUUAUGUGCGGUUACCAGAUACAUGUACUUUUUCCAGAACCAGUUUCAGGAACACAAACCAUGAAAUUUACACUUCAGUUCAGCAACCUUUUUUU
Messenger RNA from Setaria italica (foxtail millet), 1402 nucleotides. RefSeq names its product flavanone 3-dioxygenase 2. The record is from RefSeq and is a predicted model, not a curated record. The transcript has 4 exons. Bases 115 to 1128 code for a protein of 337 amino acids. NCBI's taxonomy places the organism in Eukaryota, Viridiplantae, Streptophyta, Magnoliopsida, Poales, Poaceae.